AUGACCUCGUACGCCGGCUCGACCGCCUCGCGCCGGCGCGACCACCCGCACGCCUUCCAGCGCUUCCCGACCCCGACAGAGUGGAACGCCGCGGGCUCCACCGCCGCCGACGCCCGCGACCUCCUCCACCUGCGCGCGCGCAAGUCGUCCCUCGCGUCGCACCACUCGCACGACUCGCGCUCGCGCCACCCGCACCACCACCCGCAGGGCGCCCCGACGGCGUGGGACUCGGCGAGCGAGUCGGGCCUGUCGGUCCUCUCGGCGCUCCCGACGCGCGAGGACCGCGAGCGACGCGCGGCGCGCAAGGCGGCGCGGCGGGCGCAGCGCGAGCGCGACGCCGAGCAGGCGCAGAACCGCCAUGACGCGGCGAGGGCGGCCGACGCGACCGACUCGCCGCUGCGCAGGGCAGCGAGGUGGCUCGUCGAGCAGCCGGCGCUUGCGCGGUACAGCGUCGUCGUGUGCGUCGCCGUCGUCGUCUUGGUCAAGUGGUGCACGGGCCUCGGCGGCUACUCGGGCCUCGCGCAACCACCUUUACGCGGCGACUUUGAGGCGCAGCGACACUGGAUCGCCCUCACGUCGUCGUCACUGUCGCACCUCCCUUUCCUGCACGCCCCAUCCGCGCCCUCGUCCUCGGCGUCGAUCCCGCCCUCGCGCUGGUACUACCACGACCUCGCCUACUGGGGCCUCGACUACCCGCCCCUGACCGCGUACCACUCGCUCCUCCUCGGCCUCGUCGCCGCGUGGGACGCCCACAUGGCCGCCCUCGAGCGCGACGGCGCCAUGAAGAACUGGAUGCGCGCCACGGUCGUCGCAGGAGACGCACUCGUGUGGGUCAGCGCCGUCGCAGUGUACUGCGCGAGGAACUUUCGCGCGUCGACAAAGGCCGACAAGUCGCAGCGCAGGAUGCUCGUCGCCCUCAUGACCGUCCUCCUCCAGCCGGCCCUCAUCCUCAUCGACAGCGGUCACUUCCAGUACAACUCGAUCAUGCUCGGCCUGACGCUGUGGUCCGUCAACUGCUUCCAGGCAGGGCGAGACGUUCUCGGCGGCGUCCUCUUCAUGCUCAGCCUCGGGUUCAAGCAGAUGGCCCUGUACUACGCCCCGGCAGUGUUCGCCUACUUGCUCGGCAAGUGCUUCUGGCUCGGCGGCCGAGAAGGCACGUCGCUCUUCAUCAACCUCGCCCUCGCCGUCACGGCCACCUUCCUUGCCCUCUUUGCGCCCUUCCUCACCUCGCUGUCAACGUUCGGCCAGGCCCUGCACCGCAUCUUCCCCUUUGCGCGUGGCCUGUUCGAGGACAAGGUCGCCAACGUGUGGUGCGCGCUCAACGUCGUCGUCAAGCUGCGCGACCUCGUCCCGACGUCGACGCUCGCCAAGCUCGCCCUCGUCGCAACGGGCACGGCCCUCGUCCCGAGCGUCGGCGCCGUCCUGUGGGUCUCGUACCGUCUCGGCCGGGAGCGCGCCUCGGGCUCGGCGGCGGUGGGCGGGGCGGCGGCGCCGACGAUCGUCCUCGUGCCGCACGCGCUCUUCCUGUCGGCCAUGGCCUUCUUCCUCCUGAGCUUCCAGGUGCACGAGAAGAGCAUACUCUUGCCCCUUAUGCCCCUCACGCUCCUCAUGGGCGCGCGCGAGGUCGGGUAUGGCCGCAUGGACUGGGAGUGGGGCGCGCUCGUCAACAACGUCGCCGUCUUCAGCAUGUGGCCCCUCCUGCAGCGCGACGGCGUCGUGACGCAGUACCUCGCUUUGACCGCCCUGUGGAACUACGCGAUCGGUUACAACCCGCUCAAGCUGCGCGCCUCGUUCGUCAAGUACCUCUCCUGUACGACCUACGCCCUCAUCCUCGCCGUCCAUUCGCUCGAGGCGCUCGCCCCGCCCCCAGCCCACCUCCCCGACCUGUACCCGGUCGUCAACCUCUCGCUCUCGGCGGGCGUGUUUGGCCUUGCGUGGCUGUGGGCGGGCAAGCGGCUCCUCCAGGAGGCGUGGGCGCUCGGCGGCGUCGGCGGGUUCGGCGAGGGCGACGGGACGGGAGCGGUGGGACGGUCGGGUGUGCCGGGUGCGGCGAGCGCGAGGGCCAAGGACCGGUAG
This is a messenger RNA of Rhodotorula graminis WP1, 2076 nucleotides long. RefSeq names its product glycosyltransferase family 57 protein. The coding region runs from base 1 to 2076 and encodes 691 amino acids. Gene Ontology annotation, biological process: protein N-linked glycosylation. Gene Ontology annotation, cellular component: endoplasmic reticulum membrane. Gene Ontology annotation, molecular function: dolichyl pyrophosphate Man9GlcNAc2 alpha-1,3-glucosyltransferase activity. The transcript has 9 exons. Lineage: Eukaryota; Fungi; Basidiomycota; Microbotryomycetes; Sporidiobolales; Sporidiobolaceae. The record is from RefSeq and is a predicted model, not a curated record.